GAUGUCGUUUAUGAAGUUGUAUAUAUUCCUCGUGAUCGAUAUUACAAUGUGCGUGAACUGUCACCAAGCGAAGAGUAGCUUAGUUUUUGUUAUCGAUAGAACAUCAUCGAUGCGUAAGGUUAUUGAUCACGUGAAAAAGAAAACUGACCUUAUUUUUGAUGCAGUACUUAAAUCGAACAGUAGUCGAAUUGAAGAUUUUAUCAUAGUCACAUUUGACGAUCCCAACGCAGAUUUACUAGUUUGGACGAAAAACCGAGAAGAAUUCAAAGCAGGUUUAAAAUCUAUAAAUUUAACGAACGGAGGUGAUUGCCCUGAGUACUCGAUGUCGGGAAUAGAAGAAGCAUUAAAAAUUAGCAAACCAAAUUCCUUUUUCUAUGUCUUCACGGAUGCUUCUGCUUCAGAUUAUAAGAAAAUAGACCUCGUGAAGAGCCUCAGUCAAAAAAAAGCAAUCCAAGUUAACUUCCUCUUGACGGGAAUGUGUAAAAAAUACGGUGGAAAGUAUUAUUCUGUGUACGAAAACUUAACUGAAGCGACAUCGGGACAGAUAUUUCACAUAAACAGAAAUGACAUUAAUGAGAUUAUAAACUACAUUAUUGAAUCAAUUAAAAAUAAACGGACGAUAUUGAAUCAUAAAAAUAUUAAAAAAAAGGGAGGAACUGUCCAAUUUACGGUCGAUAGCAAAAUACAAGAUGUCGUGAUAGCUAUAACAUCAGAUUCCCCAAGCUAUCAAGUAUCAGAUUCAGAUGGUAACAUCAUUGAAACAGUAGAAAUAGUUCAUACGAAUAAAACUGCUGUUGAUAAAUUGAUUGCUAAGCCUGGAGACUAUACUAUUCAUAUAAAUAACGGUAUAAAAUGUUUAGUCGUUGUUUCCGCGUCAACGACUGUCUGCUUUCAAUACGGUUUUUCUAUAAUUAAACCUACCACCAUGAACGAAACUUCAACUAAGCCUCUCAAGGGACCUACAGAUAAGCAGUAUUUAGCAAUUCAAUUAGAUAAUGUUGAAAAAGAUGUCACAUUAGAAGCAGCUGAGAUAAGAGACAUUGAUAAUAGCAUACUAAAUUUCUUACCUUUAAAAAUAAUUAACGUUGAACAACAAUUAUACGUAACAGAACCAUUUAAACCGCCGUCUGGUAUGUUCAAAAUAGCGAUAAAUGGGCUUACAAAUAAAAAGGAAAAAAUUACAAGGUUAUCAACGAGUACAUCUGAAUAUCAAAAUGAAUUAGAAAAACCUAAAUUUACGGUGCCAAUGGUAACGAUUUUAUCAGACUCCCUAGUAGAUGUUGAAUUUGCUGAUCCUUUGACUUUGAAAUGCAAAAUCCAUGCGUAUCCCGAGCCGAAUGUUACGUGGACGGAUCGUUCUGGUGUAAUUAUUACAUCUGAGCCAGUCUUACCGAUUGAUCUUCCAUAUGAUUACAUUAGUGUUCUCGAAAUAAAUGAAGUCAACACGAACAUGACACUCACUUGCACAGCGAUAAACAAUAAAGGAGACAAAGACGCAAAAUCCAUAGACGUAAGAACAAAAAGGAAAAAAUACUUCAAAAUUCUUGAAUAUCCAAAAGAUGAAACGGUGGAAUAUAAAAAAAGUUUCGAAUUUAAAUGUAUCGUAGAUGCAUCGCCAGAUGUAAAUAUCACUUGGUUCAAAGAUGACAAAAAGAUAAGUAACGAUAUAAAUUAUCAAAUAUCACCAGACAGCUCGACAUUUACUAUAAAUAGCAUGAAUAUUAAGUUAAAAGGAAAUUACCGUGUGAAUGUCGUUAACGACCAUGAGGCUAAAGAUUUUCCAUUCAAGGUUGCUAUAUCCGGUAUAGACGCUCCUAGAAUAGACAAACGUGUAGUUACUUAUUAUAGGGAAAUAGGACAGAGUAUUGAUUUGCCAUGCAGAAUUAUACGAGGUACUCCGAAACCUAUUUUGUCUUGGUCAUUUAGCAAAGACGUAUCACUACUUGGAUUUGAAGACUUAGAAAACACAAAGUCAUCUUUUCAUAUUAAUGAUAUUGAAAAGCAACACAAUGGAAUUUAUAGAUGCAAGGCCACAAAUGAUAUCAAUGAAGAUAUUCAUGAAAUGCAAUUGAUUGUGGAAUAUAUUCCGUCUGUAAAGAUGAUUAGAAGAAUUAAAUUCAACCAAAGUGAGACUGUAACUUUGAAUUGCAUUAUUGAUGGAUCACCAAAACCUACAGUUCAAUGGACUUAUAACGAAACAGAAAUAAAUAUUUCAAGCAAAUAUCGUAUCUUCAGUAACAAUAGUUUAAGUUUUAUAGGUUCGACAUGGGACAGUGGUAAAUAUUAUUGCAAAGCAAAAAAUAGCCUCGGAGAGGCGAAAGAAUUUACAAUUCUUACUAUUUACGAACCUGUUACAAUAGAACCGCCUGUUGAGCACCGUUUAACAUUGCAAGCUGGGAGUUCUAAAAUAUUGGAUUGCCGUGUUCGGGGUUAUCCUAAGCCGACGGUAAAAUGGAUACUGAAUUUUUUUGAACCAAAUUAUUUGCAAUUAGAUUUACCACAUGAUAAAAAUAACUCUUACAAUUUGAAGCGAGCUCAGAUUGACGAACAAGGAAAUUAUACGUGUGUGGCAGAAAAUGCGGGUGGUAUAAAAACAAUCACGUAUGAAGUAUUUAUUUUAGCUGCUCCUAAAAUAAUAAACACAUUAAAAACAUCAACAUUAUAUGCCGUCGUGGGUGACCUAACUCUUAGGAUUCCCUGUGAUGCCGAAGGUUCUCCCAAACCAACAAUAACAUGGCAGUUUAAUAAAUUAAAUAUCGCUAAAGGUACGGAUUGGUACGACAUUGAAAAUGAUGGGACUUUAAUCAUAAAGAACAUCACUUUAAGCGCAGAAGGCUCCUACAUUUGUAAAGCGGAAAACACUUUAGAUGUUGAUAAAAUUGAAUAUGAUGUGAAAAUUAAUUCGAUCGUCGAUACGUUUUUUAUUUUCACGUUGCAAAUUAAAUUGGGAUCAUCGAGUGAAAUUCCGUGCGGUUUUUCCCCUCAAUUGGUUAUACAAAAGGGGACUUUCGUUCGCUGGUUCAAGGAUGGAGUUUUUUUAAAAGAGGGAAACCUAUAUUUGUCGAAUGCACAACUGAGCGAUUCCGGCAUAUAUACGUGUCGCUUGAGUACAUUUUGGUCGUCAGAAUCGUAUAACAAGAACGUCGUUGUUGGAUUCAAACCAGAAUUUAAUUCAGAUUAUAAAAAAAAUAUAAAUUUCAAAGAAGGUACAGUAGAAACUUUAGACUGUACUGCUAAAGGUGAACCAACGCCAACGGUUAGAUGGCGUAUUGGUUCAAGUAGCCUUAAGGAAAAAUCAAUGCUUUAUAAGUUCAAGAUGGCAAAAACAAACAUUGGAGUAUACAAAUGUGUGAUCACAAAUGAAUUUGGAUCUAUUGUAAGAGUAUUUUAUAUUAAAAAAGAAGCCUGCACUUUACCAAGAGCGAAGUAUUUAGAUAGACAUAUGCCAUUGAUUUUAUCAAAAACUCAAAAUUGGAUAUUUGAGAAAACAAUAUCUAUCUAUACACCAAUUUACCUAUUUUGUCCUGGGACAUAUUUAUCUUACAACGAUGAAAGUUUGGGUACUUACAUCUUAGCAACGUGUGUAGACAAAACUUGGUUCCAAAUGAAUAAUAAAACAUACGAUAUUUCUGAUAUGAAAUGUGCCAAAGAAAUUGAAGUCACGUAUAAAAAUACAAAGAUAUCCUGUCGAAAAGGAAACACGGAAUUAAUCAGCAUCGGGUUUUCGUUGGGUAGUUACUUCCUGAGCGUCUAUGACGUUUGCUUGGAUAAAGAUAAAUAUAAAAUACAUUUUACGAAAUACGCUGUACACGAGGGUGUGGCGGAUGCCGAUCUCGUUGGGGCAUUUGAGAAGAAUGAAUUGUUGCCAUUGAAUUUUGACGAUAUAUAUGAUUGUAAGAAACAAAUCACUUCGAUUUCGGCGUCAAUUGGUGAAAUAUUUAGUAAAAGCGAUAAAUGCUGCUUUGGGAAAAGGCAAUUGGUGAAUUCUAAGGACGUGAUGCCGGGAUUGGUCCAAGCGGCGACUUUUACUUAUUUGAACGUCGUACCUAUUUGGAGUUCUUGUGGUUUAGAGAACUGGGACGAGGUGGAACGAAGAGUACGCUCUCUCGCUAUGAGUUUAGGCUAUAAUCUAGAAAUAUGGACAGGAUCUUCGCAUUCAAUACUAUUAAAUAUAAACAGUGUUAUUAAGGAAAUACGAUUAAAUGACAGAAACAACCGUCAACAACAGGUUCCGUUGUAUUUAUGGAAGGUAGUAAUUAAUUAUCAAGAAGAGUCGUCUCUGGCAAUUAUUUUUAUUAACAUUCCAAAUUUAACGUCGCAACAGGCGUUGAUCUUUAUGAAAUGCAAAGACGUAUGUCACAAAACGAAAUGGAUGAAAAAUCCCGCAUGGACCAACGUUGAAAAAGGAUUCGUAUUUUGUUGUAAAAUAAGAGAUUUCGAGAAAGCUUUCAAUUACAGACAUCUCUUUCGAAGUAAAGGUGCAAUUUUAAUAUAAUAUUGAAAGUUUGACAAUAUGGUCGAAAUUUUGACCUACGUCAUCGGACUGUCAGUGUUUGAAAUUAUGUAUAUGAAUUUUAUUAUUAAUUGAGUGAGUGAUGAUAUUUAACGUAGCAAUUAAAUAUUUACUUGAUGGUAGGGCUUUGUGCAAGCCAUUCUGGGUAGGUACCACCCACUCAUCAGAUAUUCUAUUGCCAAACAGCAGUACUCAGUAUUGUUGUGUUCCGGUUUGAAGGGUGAGCGAGCCAAUGUAACAACAGGCACUAUAGACAUAACAUCUUAUUUCCCAAAUUUAAAGGCGCAUUAGCGAUGUAAGGAAUGAUUAAUAUUUCUUACAGCGCCACUGUCUAUGGAUGGU
This is a messenger RNA of Vanessa tameamea, 4855 nucleotides long. RefSeq names its product hemicentin-1-like. The coding region runs from base 2 to 4495 and encodes 1497 amino acids. Lineage: Eukaryota; Metazoa; Arthropoda; Insecta; Lepidoptera; Nymphalidae. The record is from RefSeq and is a predicted model, not a curated record. Gene Ontology annotation, biological process: synapse organization; homophilic cell-cell adhesion. Gene Ontology annotation, cellular component: plasma membrane; neuronal cell body; axon. The transcript is spliced from 25 exons. Gene Ontology annotation, molecular function: hydrolase activity; metal ion binding; axon guidance receptor activity.